UACACACUAAAAAUGGCCUUGCGCUGUGUCAACAACCUGCUAAGGAAGCAGGCCGCGAAAGAGUUAUGCAUUGCUAUGGGCAUUCGUUUGGUCACGGACUCACAGAUAGUCGAUUUGGCUGCAAAUGCACGAUACCACGCACUGUUCAUAGAUCUGGAGCAUUCUUCCCUAACACUGCGUGAUGCAAGCCAACAUUGCAUGGCUGGACUUCAGUCUGGACUCACCCCUUUCGUUCGAGUUCCGUAUCAAUGUGGCAAUGGAUUCGUGCAAAGGGUUCUGGAUGGUGGUGCUAUGGGAGUUGUAUUCCCUCACAUUCACGGCAAAGACGAUGCUGCAGCGGCAGUAUCGAUCUGUAAAUAUCCAUCCCAGGGCAAGAGAUCCAUGACCGGGCAGCUUCCACUGUUCUGCCUCAAGCCGACUUCCCAAGACGUAAUAAUAUCUGAGACAAAUGCCAACGGAUCGACUGUAUGUGUCAUGAUCGAGACUAAAGAGAGUAUUGAGAAUAUAGAAGAAAUCGCUUCAGUGCCUGGCGUCGACAUGUUGCUGGUCGGCUCCAAUGACCUCGCUAUCGAGCUUGGAGUUCCUAAUCAAUUCAAGAGCGAAGUCUUUCGCGCCGCUCUGGUCAAAAUAAGCCAAGCAUGUAGGAAACAUUCGAAGAUUAUGGGCCUUGCGGGAAUAUACGAUAAUGUUGAGCUCCAUAGUUGGGCCAUCAAUGAGCUCGGAAUCGGCUUCAUCUUGGGAGGUCAGGAUUCUGGUUUUAUUGCAAGAGCAGCGAACGAAAGCGCAGCGGCCAUAGUUGGAAUAGAGCGCAGCAGGAUAUGAACUGGAAUGGGAUAAAGAUGUUCAGUGCACCAAAGUCCAGC
Messenger RNA from Aaosphaeria arxii CBS 175.79, 863 nucleotides. Its product is annotated as HpcH/HpaI aldolase. Gene Ontology annotation, cellular component: cytoplasm. The transcript has 3 exons. Gene Ontology annotation, molecular function: aldehyde-lyase activity. Bases 13 to 822 code for a protein of 269 amino acids. The record is from RefSeq and is a predicted model, not a curated record. NCBI's taxonomy places the organism in Eukaryota, Fungi, Ascomycota, Dothideomycetes, Pleosporales.